GGACCCUGAGAGAGUGGUGCAGGGUGGGAGGAAGCAUGCAGGCACUGUAGUCGUACAUACCGUAUACCAGUACUGGUAUCGGUACUUCAGUGUCCUGUCACAAUGUGUAUCGUCAAAUCUCAAUAGUCUGCUCACGGUGAGAUACAGUGCUGGGGCACAGUGCAGUACCGGUGCCCAUAUCAUACCCGUGGAUGCAUACAGUGGAACAGAAAUUGUGACACAACGGGGCAGUUAGCCCCCGCACUGCACGCCGUGAUCUGCCUCCUGCUUUCUUCAAUACCGGUACCCGUAUGAUACGAUACCUAUCGCACAUGGGUGCAAGAUGAACAGAGUACUUGCAUGACACAGUAAUCCAACAUCCAGGGCUGGUGCCUACCGUAUCAUACUCGAGUGCAAAGGCCCCGCCGUUAUUACCACCGCGCCCCCGGAAAAACAUUCUUCCUUCCUUACGAGUGUCAUACUUCCUUCCUAGUAUAUAAAUACACGACAACGUCAACAUCAACCACCGCCAUCCUUUCCAACCCUUCUCAAAUCUCCCAAAUCACCACCACUGCCACCACCACCACCCACGCUCUUUUCCCCUACCAUAAAAAGCCCUAAAUGUCCUCAUCCCUAGCACCCGUAAGUUCGCCCCACCCCCCCCCCCCCAGAACAAAAACACACCACGGAUUUAUUCGGCGCAGGCGGUUCUUGGAAGAUUCUAACAGCCUCCCCACCCCACCACAGGAGUGUUCUGAGAAGAAGGAGCGGUACGACACUUGUUUUAUAAAGUGGUAUUCAGAAAGUAUGGUUAAUUCCUGGUUUAUCUACUGAGCAGGAGGGACUAACGGGGUUGAAAGAGUACUUGCGAGGAGAGGGCAGCACAAAUGAGUGUGAGGGCUUGUUUAAGGAGUAUAAGAGUUGUUUGGAUGUGAGUUGUUUUUAGCUUUUUUUUGUCUUUACUAUCACUUGGUAGCUUGAUGGGUGGGCUAACAAUGGGUGGGGGGUGCUAAAGGCAGCUUUAAAGCAGAAAGGAAUUCACAGCAUGAUCGAGGAGGCCAGGAAGACGUCACCAAAUAAUGAUAAUGCGAAGGGGUUAAAGUGAUGGAUGUCUUCGGGUUUCACGAUUUUCAAACGGUGUUUCCACCGUCAUGCGAUGCAGAAGGCACACACGUAUGGUGUAGUGAUUGCUGUUGAGAAGCCGCUUCCUGGACUAUAGGUUAUGUGUCAUCGUGUCAUUGUACUACAGUGCUUUGUGUUAUGGGACUCUCUUCACUCGUAUAUCUUCCUUCAUCUCUACUCUUGUUUCAUGCUUUAUAUUAGGGGGCGCUAUAAUAGAGGUGUUCAUAAAGCGGGUGAUAAUGUACCGUACUCUCCUCCCCCUGGUCUCUGCUAACUACCCUGAGGCUGGUAUCGCCGAGUAGUAAUGUAACAUCCGGGGUGAGCAAUACUGGUACCCCUCCCUCAAUACAAACCUAUCAUGUCAUUCCACAAAAAGAUGCUUGGAAAAAUGAUCGAAGCCGAGUGAUGCCUCAUGACAGUGAGUUACCAUCGCCAAACCACAUGACCCCACCAUCGCCCUCUUGACAACGCGUCUCCCCUUCCGCGACCAAUCCGCCACGGAUCCCCAAGGAAAAAAAGAGCCUCCCCCCAAUUCACCAAUACCCAUUCCUCCAAAAUAAGGGAAAAAAUAAAUAAUGGAACCAAACCGCAUGCGAAAAAUCGAAGUC
This is a messenger RNA of Tuber aestivum (summer truffle), 1709 nucleotides long. NCBI's taxonomy places the organism in Eukaryota, Fungi, Ascomycota, Pezizomycetes, Pezizales, Tuberaceae. The record is from the annotation of a GenBank genome assembly.